AUGGCGGCGUUUUCUGCAUGGAAUCUGAUCGUUCCUCAGCAGCGCCGCCGCCAGGAGAAGGUGGUGGUGGUGAUGGGCGCCACCGGCACCGGAAAAUCCCGCCUCUCCGUCGACUUGGCCACCCGUUUCUACGGUGAGGUUAUCAACUCAGACAAAAUGCAGGUCUACAAAGGCCUCGACGUGGCAACGAACAAGUCCACCGCCGCCGACCGCCGCGGCGUCCCCCACCACCUGCUCGGGAUCGUCGACGACCCCGACGCGGCAUUCACGGCGGCGGAGUUCGUCCGCCGUUCGUCGAUGGCGGCGGAGGAAAUAUCCGGGAGGGGCCGCCUGCCCAUCAUCGCCGGAGGGUCGAACUCCUUAGUGGAGGCGCUCACCGUCGCCGACCGCCAAUUCCGGUCGAGGUACGAGUGCUGCUUCCUCUGGGUUUACGUGUCGGCGCCGGUACUGCACUCCGUCGUCUCGGAGAGGGUCGAUCGGAUGGUGGCCGGCGGCCUGGUGGAGGAGGCGGCGGAGUUCUUCAACCCCAGCGGCGACUACAGCCGCGGGAUCAGACGCGCCAUCGGGGUGCCGGAGCUGCACGAGUUUUUCAAGAACGGGCCAUUCGUCGGCGGCGAAGCCGCCGGAGCUGAUCUUCUGGAGGCGGCUAUUGUUGAAAUAAAGGAAAAUACAUGCAAACUAACCCGCCGCCAGCUGGGGAAGAUUUGGAGGCUGAGGGAGAAGCUGGCGGGGCGGCGGAUGCACCGCCUGGACGCCACCGGAGUAUUUCUUAACCGCGGUGGCGAAGCAGUGGAAGCAUGGGAGAAGAUGGUGGUGGGGCCAAGUACGAGGAUUUUGGCACGUUUCCUCAUAAGUGAAGAUGAAGAAGAAGAUGCACACUCACAACCUGUCACUGUUGAUCAGGCAUAUAUACUUACAUAGAUAGAUACAUAUAUACAAAUGUUGCAGGAAAAUAAUUAAAGUGUGAUUUAAUUUCCUCAUCAU
Messenger RNA from Erythranthe guttata (spotted monkey flower), 984 nucleotides. RefSeq names its product adenylate isopentenyltransferase 5, chloroplastic. Gene Ontology annotation, molecular function: tRNA dimethylallyltransferase activity. The record is from RefSeq and is a predicted model, not a curated record. Gene Ontology annotation, cellular component: mitochondrion. NCBI's taxonomy places the organism in Eukaryota, Viridiplantae, Streptophyta, Magnoliopsida, Lamiales, Phrymaceae. Gene Ontology annotation, biological process: cytokinin biosynthetic process; tRNA modification.